Camelina sativa (false flax) is the source of this 3604-nucleotide messenger RNA. RefSeq names its product pumilio homolog 2. Gene Ontology annotation, molecular function: mRNA binding. Lineage: Eukaryota; Viridiplantae; Streptophyta; Magnoliopsida; Brassicales; Brassicaceae. Gene Ontology annotation, biological process: post-transcriptional regulation of gene expression. Gene Ontology annotation, cellular component: cytoplasm. The record is from RefSeq and is a predicted model, not a curated record.
GCAUCGCCGUCGUAUUAUUCCGUCAACACUAUAAAGACCCACUUUUUUUCCCAGUUGAGCUAAUUUUUUUUGUCUAUCUCUCAAAAUCUAAAAGUCUUUGUUUUAGGGUUCUUUUAUUUUAAAAACAAACAGUAACAUGAUAAACUCAAAUCAUUGAUACAAUCUCUGGAAUGGAUUUGACUAUCGCUUAAAUAAAGUUUUGAUCUUUGCGUUUUCGUUUCUAAACAGAGAAUUUUAGGGAUUGUAUAUAUUAAGAGGUGAUAAUGAUACCGGAACUGGGGAGAAGACCGAUGCAUAGAGGUAACGAUGAUUUAUCUUUUGGGGAGGAUUAUGAGAAAGAGAUUGGUGUAUUGCUUGGUGAGCAGCAGCGAAGGCAAGAAGAAGCUGAUGAGAUUGAGAGAGAGCUUAACUUGUAUAGAAGUGGCUCUGCUCCACCGACUGUAGAUGGUUCUGUUAGUGCGGCUGGAGGGCUUUUUAGCGGCGGCGGUGGAGGUGGGGCUCCUUUUUUGGAGUUUGGUGGAGGCAAUAAGGGUAAUGGGUUUGGUUGUGAUGAUGAGGAGUUUAGGAAAGAUCCGGCUUACUUGUCUUAUUACUAUACUAAUAUGAAGUUGAAUCCGAGGUUGCCACCGCCUUUGAUGUCUAGGGAGGAUUUGAGGGUUGCUCAGAGGCUUAAAGGGAGUAGCAACGUCAUAGGUGGUGUUGGGGAUAGGAGAAAAGUGAAUGAUAGUCGAUCUUUGUUCUCUAACCCACCUGGUUUUGAUCAGAUGAAGCAGCGUGAGUUUGAGCCUGAGAAAACUAGUGCUUCCUCUUCUGAGUGGGAUGUUAAUGGAUUGAUUGGUUUGCCUGGUUUGGGGCUUGGAGGCAAGCAGAAGAGUUUUGCUGAUAUCUUUCAGCCUGAUAUGGGGCAACAGCCUUCACGUCCUGCUAGUCGUAAUGCCUUUGAUGAAAAUGUGGACUCCACGAAUAAUCAGUCUCCAUCUGCUUCACAAGGCAUUGGUGCGCCAUCUCCAUACAGUUAUGCAGCUGUUCUUGGUUCUUCUUUGUCUAGAAAUGGAACUCCAGAUCCACAGGCCGUUGCUAGGGUGCCUAGUCCUUGUCUCACUCCUAUUGGGAGUGGAAGAGCGAGUUCAAAUGAUAAGAGGAACACAAGUAACAAAAGCCCGUUCAACGGUGUUACAUCUGGUCUCGACGAGUCUUCUGAUCUCGUUAAUGCGUUAUCUGGAAUGAACCUGUCAGGCAGUGGUGGGUUAGAUGAUCGUGGUCAGGCUGAGGAGGACGUUGAAAAGGUCAGGAACUAUAUGUUUGGAUUUCAAGGUGGGCCUAACGAAGUCAAUCAACACGGGUUCCCAAACAAAUUUGAUCAACCCCUUAAGGCAACUGGUUCUUUGAGGAAUUUACAAAUGAGAGGGUCACAAGGAUCUGCCUAUAAUGGAGGAGCUGGACUAGCUAAUCCCUACCAGCAUCUUGAUAGCCCAAACUAUUGUCUGAACAAUUACGCAUUAAAUCCAGCUGUAGCUUCUAUGAUGGCUAACCAACUUGGGAAUGGGAAUGGCAAUGGGAAUAGUAACUUUUCCCCAAUGUAUGAUAAUUAUUCUGCGUUGGGAUUUUCUGGAAUGGACUCCAGACUUCAUGGGGGAGGUUUUGAGUCACGUAAUCUUGGCAGGGUAAGUAAUAGAAUGAUGGGAGGAGGUACUGGCCUUCAAUCACAUAUGGCAGAUCCAAUGUAUCAUCAGUACGGGAGGUACUCUGAGAAUGUUGAUUCGCUUGAUCUUCUUAAUGAUCCUGCAAUGGACAGGAACUUUAUGGGUAAUUCAUACAUGAAUAUGCUUGAACUUCAGAGGGCUUAUCUUGGAGCUCAGAAAUCGCAGUAUGGUGUUCCUUACAAAUCCGGGAGCCCUAACAGCCAUAGCUAUUAUGGGAGUCCAACAUUUGGGUCUAACAUGUCAUAUCCUGGUAGCCCAUUGGCUCAUCAUGCUAUGCCAAAUUCUCUUUUGUCACCUUGUAGCCCUAUGAGACGAGGUGAAGUUAAUAUGCGAUAUCCAUCUGCAACAAGAAACUAUUCAGGAGGGGUAAUGGGUUCUUGGCACAUGGAUGCUAGUUUGGAUGAAGGCUUUGGAUCUUCAUUGCUUGAAGAGUUUAAAAGUAACAAAACAAGAGGGUUUGAACUUUCUGAAAUAGCUGGGCAUGUUGUGGAGUUCAGUGCGGAUCAAUAUGGGAGCCGGUUUAUUCAGCAGAAACUUGAGACAGCAACAACUGAUGAGAAAAAUAUGGUUUAUGAGGAGAUCAUGCCACAAGCUCUUGCCCUGAUGACUGACGUUUUCGGAAACUAUGUGAUUCAGAAGUUCUUUGAGCAUGGACUCUCGCCACAGAGAAGAGAAUUGGCAGAUAAACUCUUUGACAAUGUUUUGCCUCUUAGCUUACAGAUGUAUGGCUGUCGUGUUAUUCAGAAGGCAAUUGAGGUGGUUGAUCUAGACCAGAAAAUUAAAAUGGUGAAAGAACUGGAUGGACAUGUGAUGCGAUGCGUACGCGACCAGAAUGGUAACCAUGUGGUUCAAAAGUGCAUUGAAUGUGUCCCUGAAGAAAACAUCGAAUUCAUUAUUUCGACUUUCUUUGGCCAUGUUGUGACCCUCUCUACUCACCCAUAUGGGUGUCGCGUUAUCCAGAGGGUAUUGGAGCACUGCCAUGACCCUGAUACACAGAGUAAGGUUAUGGAAGAGAUCCUGUCUACUGUUAGUAUGCUGGCCCAAGAUCAGUAUGGAAACUAUGUUGUUCAGCAUGUAUUGGAGCACGGAAAGCCUAAUGAGCGCACUGUGAUAAUCAAAGAAUUAGCGGGUAAGAUUGUUCAGAUGAGCCAGCAGAAGUUUGCGUCGAAUGUUGUUGAGAAAUGUUUGACUUUUGGAGGUCCUGAGGAACGGGAAUUGCUAGUGAAUGAGAUGCUGGGCACAACUGAUGAAAACGAGCCUCUUCAGGCGAUGAUGAAAGAUCAGUUUGCAAACUAUGUAGUGCAGAAAGUUUUGGAGACUUGCGAUGACCAACAGCGUGAGCUGAUACUUACUCGUAUCAAAGUUCAUCUUAAUGCUUUAAAGAAGUACACUUAUGGAAAGCAUGUCGUUGCACGUAUUGAAAAACUCGUUGCUGCUGGAGAGAGAAGAAUGGCUUUGCAGUCUCUAACCCAGCCUCAGAUGUCGUAAGUGCUGUACAGCUUAACUAGGGUGCAUGGCUCUGCCAUAGCGUUUUGAGAAUUAGGUAAGAUCUAAACCGGAAAUAAUCUGCAGGAAAAUUGUGAAGGAGAGCUUUGUUUUUUUCUCUGCAAAAUCUGUAAAAUUGUGUAGUUGCUUACGGUUUUCUAUACAUAGAACCAAACAUCCCUCUUUAGGCUGAUGCGUGAGCAGAGAAUGUUGUAAAGAUGGGUUGAGAAAUGGUGAGGAUUUUAGGGUUUCCUUCACACAAGAGAAUGGCUGUUUCAUUGCCAAAUGUGUAGAAGUGAGAUUAUGUUCAUGCUUUUAGGACAAUCCCAGUUUUUAGAGUUUCUUUUUUUUAUCCAUCUAUGUAAUUUUUGUUUCAUCAAACUCUUGUUUCCUAUUUCACGAUGAACUCUUUCGUU